This is a messenger RNA of Cherax quadricarinatus, 830 nucleotides long. Lineage: Eukaryota; Metazoa; Arthropoda; Malacostraca; Decapoda; Parastacidae. The record is from RefSeq and is a predicted model, not a curated record.
GAAUUGGAAGUGGAAAGGCUUCUCUUGAACAAUGUAUCCAGCUGGCAUCGAGGAAAGUGGUUGCCCAACAGUGGAGAAAAUGCCAGCAUCUCAUUGUUGAUGAAAUUUCUAUGGUUGAUGGAGUCUUCUUUAAAAAACUAGAGGCAGUGGGACGAGCAAUUCGGGGAAAUGACAAACCAUUUGGUGGUAUACAGCUUAUAUUUUGUGGAGACUUCUUACAACUGCCUCCAGUUACAAAGCCUGGAGAGAAAAGAGUGUUCUGUUUUCAGACGUCUGCAUGGAAUCGUUGCAUAAGUGUAAAUGUGGAACUGACUGAGGUUCGACGACAAGACGAUAAUGAAUUUAUUAAUAUCCUACAAUCAGUUCGUCUUGGAAGGUGCACUGAUGAUAUGGUGCAGUGUUUAAAAGCAACUGAAGCUAAUAUUAUAGAGCGGGAUGGUAUUAAGGCAACCAGACUGUGUACUCAUCGUGAAGAUGUUGACCAUAUCAAUGAAGAACAUCUUAAUAAAUUGAUGGGUAAUGCUCAAGUGUUCCAGUCUAUAGAUAGUGACCCAAGUCUCUCUUCGCUCUUGGACUCUCAAACUCCUGUGGUUGCCAAGUUAAUACUCAAAGUUGGUACUCAAGUGAUGCUCAUGAAGAAUUUGGAUGUAGGCAGAGGGCUUGUUAAUGGUGCUCGAGGAGUGGUCACUGGCUUCAAAUUUGGAGCAGAAGGGUAUCCGAUCGUGGGGUUUUCCUGUUGGAGGGAAAAACAAAAAUUUUUGUCAGGGAAAAUUUGGGACAGUGAGAGCAAACAGGGGUGUCAUUUAACUAGAAGGCGUUUCCCAAACUGA